AUGCUGGAUCAGUCGUUCGUCGUCCUGCCGCCCAAUUCCUCCGCGUCUCACGGCGUGCCUUACGGCGCCUUUCACGCUCCUCGUCAUGUAGCCGCUGGAGGGGCAAUCCGACCGUCGAUUCUGCGUCCCCUUAUAGGCAAUCCCGUUACUGCUGCGAGUCCUGGUGCUGUUCCUGCCGCGUCUGCCGCCGUGUCUCCUGCUGCGGGCUCAGCUGCGUCGCCUGGUGUGUUGCUGUGCGCUGUUGCUGUUCCCCAACUAACGUCACCUCCUUGCUUUCUUACCUACCUCCCCUCCGCUUCGCCCCUCCCCUUUGCCUCUCCCCCUUGCUCCCCCUCCUUUGGCCCCUCCCCUUUGCCUCUCCCCCUUGCUCCCCCUCCUUUGGCCCCUCCCCUUUGCCUCUCCCCCUUGCUCCCCCUCCUUUGGCCCCUCCCCUUUGCCUCUCCCCCUUGCUCCCCCUCCUUUGGCCCCUCCCCUUUGCCUCUCCCCCUUGCUCCCCCUCCUUUGGCCCCUCCCCUUUGCCUCUCCCCCUUGCUCCCCCUCCUUUGGCCCCUCCCCUUUGCCUCUCCCCCUUGCUCCCCCUCCUUUGGCCCCUCCCCUUUGCCUCUCCCCCUUGCUCCCCCUCCUUUCGCCCCUCCCCUGCGCCAAUCAGCGCCGCCCUCCCAUCUGGACGAGUCGUUCGUGGUGCUACCUGGCUCGGCUGCUUCUGGUACGCCGCCCUCCCAUCUGGACGAGUCGUUUGUGGUGCUACCCGGCUCAGCUGCUUCUGUCUACGGCGCCUCUUCCCUCCCCUACGCGCCCUCCUCCUCCUCCUCCUCCUCCUCCUCCUCCUCCUCCUCCUCCUCCUCCUCCUCCUCCUCCUCCUCCUCCUCCUCCUCGCACACCCGCCCGUCCUCCCACACCCACCCUUUCCCCCUGCCUCCCACCAUGUCCGGCGCUGCUGCUAACGCACCUGCGCCUACUGCUAUCUCUCCUGCCUCACUCGCUGCUGUUGCUGCCGCUGCUGCUUCUGCUCCCCCAAGCGAACAGCAGCAGCGGAAAGUCAAAGAGAGAGGCGGUGAGAGGCGGGCACGGGAGGUGCAGGCAGGGGCGGGGGGCCUGGCGGGGCAGAUAGAGGCGGUGGAUCGAGUGUUUGACCUGGUGGCGCUGAGGACCAAGGUGGAGAUGCCCCUCUGCUGCCACUGCGCCCACCACGUCUGCCAAGAGAUCGACGCCCAGGUGAGGGAGGCAGAGGAGGAAAUAGCAGCAUACGAAGCAGCGCUGCACUCCAUCCUUGCCUCCACCCCCUCCCCCUCCUCCGCCGCACACCACCCCUUCCCGGUCAACUGUGCGAGUCCUCUGUUCGCGCCCACUGCCGCUGGGGCUCCCAUGGGAGAGGACGCAUUCAGGCAGCACAUGGCCGAGGUGGAGGAGGAGGAGCGGCGGCUGCAACAGGAGGCGGAGGAGCUGGAGCAGCAGAAAGCGCAGCUGAGGGCGCAACUGGGGAAGGUGGAGGCGGAACAGGCAGAGCUGGAUGCUGCUGAGGAGAGGUACUGGCACGAGUUCAACGAUUUUCAAUACCAAGUGUCCGUGCACCAGGAGGCACGUGAUGGCCUUCUAGCGAGCAUAGAGGCGGCAGCAGCGCAGUCAGACGCGUUGAGGCGCAGCUUUGUGCUGAACGACGCCUUCCACAUCUGGCACGAUGGGGACUUUGGCACAAUCAACAACCUACGCCUCGGCCGCCUGCCAUCCGUGCCCGUGGAGUGGGAGGAGCUGAACGCAGCAUGGGGCCAGGCGUGCCAUCUGCUCUUUACUCUCGCCCGCAUCGCCAACUGCCCCGUCGCCCAUCGUAUCAUCCCCAUUGGAAGCUUCCCGCGAAUCUCCGACGGCCACAACCAGUUUGAGCUCUUCGGCCCAGUGAAUCUGUUUUGGAGCACGCGCUACGACCGGGCGAUGCUGCUCUUCCUGCAUGCCCUCACAGAGUUCGCUGCCUUUGCCAACGCUCACGACCGUGCCAACCACCUCCCGCCUGAAAAGUCCUUCCAGCUGCCCUACAAUCAAUUAUUCACUCCCUCCUCCCAUGGACCAUGCUUUCUUCAUCCACCAGUGCACUUCCCCCCUUCCACUUUUCCCCCUCCCUUUCUCCUCUGCCUUUUUCCCUACCCCUCACCUUCCCACUGUCCCCCUCCUCCAUCCAGGAUCGAGGGAGACAAGAUCCAAGGGCUGACAGUGAAGCAGAGCUUCAACCGGGAGGAGAGGUGGACCAAGGCACUCAAGUACCUGCUGUGCGACCUCAAGUGGGCGCUCGUGUGGACCAUGACCAACUUCCACCCGCCGCUGCCCACCCCGCCUCCCGCUAUACUGAACCUCGUCUCACACCUCGACCCAGCCUAA
Molecule: messenger RNA, 2370 nt
Organism: Closterium sp. Naga37s-1
Lineage: Eukaryota; Viridiplantae; Streptophyta; Zygnematophyceae; Desmidiales; Closteriaceae
Source: the annotation of a GenBank genome assembly